AUGUGUUCAUUCAUUAUUUUAUUUCAGGUUGAAGCAACCCUGUGCUUGGUUGGUUCGUCUUCAAAAUCAUCUGAGUAUCGGCCCAUUAAUAUUUCCGUGAAAUUCUAUUCAGAUCAUGAAUGCAAAAUUAAGGUUUCGACAACAGAUUUCUUUCCCCAGCUCAAAGUUGAUGCAGCUAUUGUAUCAUUUAAAUUAAAGAAAGCGGCGGAUUAUCCGUGUGUCUCCUCCACCAAAAGCUUCUUCUCAAUGGUAAUGUCAAGAAUUUUCGACAUACAUAAGUGUUGGCUCCUCAUUUCCACUUGA
Molecule: messenger RNA, 303 nt
Organism: Striga asiatica
Lineage: Eukaryota; Viridiplantae; Streptophyta; Magnoliopsida; Lamiales; Orobanchaceae
Source: the annotation of a GenBank genome assembly